Messenger RNA from Styela clava, 5608 nucleotides. Its product is annotated as solute carrier family 22 member 15-like. Lineage: Eukaryota; Metazoa; Chordata; Ascidiacea; Stolidobranchia; Styelidae. Gene Ontology annotation, molecular function: transmembrane transporter activity. Gene Ontology annotation, biological process: transmembrane transport. The record is from RefSeq and is a predicted model, not a curated record. Gene Ontology annotation, cellular component: membrane.
AUUUCUAAUUUCAUAAUUUUUCCAACUCAAAAAUGUAAAGUUUCUCUGUAUCAAACGUUUGCCUCAGAACUCUGGGAAAAUGCUGUGAUAUUAUACGGAAUAAAAUCUCAAGGAAUAAUCAUUGAAGCGUGACCAGUCAGAAUAAUCUCAUCAUACAUUGAUUGAUAGUGCUGGUAUUCACACUUCUUCAUUUCACUACCUAAGUCGAGGACCAAGGAUUAUACUGCUAUAUAGGGAUUUACUGAAUGAGGCAUCAAUUCAUCAUUAGUAUUCCUGUGUUCUGUUCUACUAUUAAUGAAAAACCUGGAUUAUUAAAUAAUUGCAUACUAAUGCAAUCACCAAUCAAGGAAGUUUAAUUCUUUUUAAUAUUAAUUAACUCUGAUUCUUAAAGAAAUCAACAACUCUAUACAGAAGAUUUUCCACUUUAAACUUCAUCAUGACGGACGUUGAUGAAGCAAUCAAUAAUGAAAUGGGUUCGCUUUGCAAACGUUCUUAUUUACUUUUGUUGCUGGUUUAUUUAACUGUUGAUUACUGCCAUGCACCUCAGAUCAUGUUAGUCAUGUUUCUAGCUCCACCUGCGGAUGCAUUCGAUUAUAACCCACAUGCUUAUAAUGCUCAAACUAUAAUCACCGAAUGGCAUUUGACUGAAAAGGAAAUAAAUUGGAUACCUGGUCUCCUACAGUCAAUCUUUUUUCUCGGUUUUAUGGUCGGUACUGUUCUAUUUGGACAGUUAUCUGACAAGUAUGGCAGACGAAGCAUUGGUUGGAAGGUUUACACUAUUUUAAUGAUUGCUGCACUCUUAAUAGGAUUCACUCAGAAUUGGCAACAAAUGGCAGCGUGUAGAACUCUAAGCGGUCUUGGUAUCGGUGGACUAAGUGUUGUAAAUACGAUUAUGCUUCAAGAAAUGUCUGCGUCAAAAAUGUGGGUUACGAAUGGUAUUAUAGGUCAGAUAUCUUUCACUUUGUUUAUGUGUGUGUUUUUGAUAAUUACCUAUUAUAUACCUACAUGGAGGACUCUAUGUGUUGUGGCCGCAUUGCCUGGAUUACUAGGAUAUUUAUUUUAUAUUUUUACACCUGAGUCCCCAAGAUGGUUGCUCUCUCUAGGACGGGUGGAUGAAGCCGAAGCAGUAAUUCAAAAAUUUUCGAAGCGAAAUGGGAAUCAACAUUCAUAUUACAAAUUAGUAACUGGGGAUGGAGACAUAGAUGAGCCGUACUCUGAUUCACAACAUCGUUCCUUGGCUCCAUUAGAAGUGAAAAAUUCGAUAUUAGAUUUGGUGAAACAACCUGUAUUGCGUUACCGAACUGCAAUACUAAGUUUUGUGUGGUUCACGACAAGUUUUGUGUUUUAUUGUAUCACACUUGGAGCAGGAUCAUUCAGUCCAAACUUUUAUCUUGCGUUUGGUAUGUCUGCUAUUAGUCAGCUUCCAUCUGUGCCAAUUUGUCUAUACUUUAUGGAGCGGAAAUGGUGUGGUAGACGCGGAACUUUAUGCUUAUUAAUGUCCAUGACUUCACUUAGUAUGUUUAUCAUGUAUAUAGUUCCAAACACGGAUGCAAACUCACACUUUCGUUUGAUUUUAUCAAUGGUUGCGAAAGUUGGGUCUUCGGGAUGUUUUACAUUAAUAUACGUUUAUACACCGGAACUUUUUCCUACUGUUGUUCGGAAUGUCGGUCUUGGUAGCAUGUCUACAGUAGCCAGAAUCGGGAGUAUGACGGCCCCUUUCCUUGCUACAUAUACAGUGAAUUCAAAUUCCGCAACUCCGUUUCUCUGUUAUGGAAUUUUAUGUGGAAUUUCUGCAGUUUUAGCUCUACUUCUUCCAGAAACUUGUGGAAAGAAAAUUGUUAACACAAUUGAUGAGGCUUACACACAUGAAGAAGAAGAUGGAGAAAUUACAAGUUAAUUUAAUGAUGCUGUGGGAUAAGUGAAGCGUGACUCGACAGAAUAAUCAUAUCAUGAAAAUAGUUUGACGAUCCCGUAUCAGGUUACACUUCAUUGUCUUUUUUUCGUUAAUAUCAGACUGAAUAUUAUCAAAGAAGCAUCUGCUAGCUAAACAUUUUCAAUGGACAUCUUCCUACCUCAAUUUUAGCUAAAUUCACCUAGUAAAAAAAGGUAGUACUUUUCUUAAAAAAUUAAUUUUUUGCCUUAUUAUAGUUGAAAAGUUGUUUUUGUGUUUUCUUUAUUAUUUUAUCUGUGUCUGAUAUUAUGUACCGAUACACAUUUAUUAUCUUAGCAAUAUUUAAGAAGGAAGUAUUGAAUAUAGAAGUUUUCGUAUUUUAUAUGUUGCUUUUUGCAAUCUCGUGAGCUCGUUCGACCAAUUAUUGCCUUUUUUAUGAAAUUUCAGAGCUGAUUCAUAAAAGGUUUUCCGAAGUGAGCCAAGAUCUCUAAGAAUUGAGCUGGAAUUUAGACUUAGGUCUUGGAAUCAAAAUCCUACCUACUUGCAAGUUGUCCAUGAGGCAUUUUUGCACUGGACAAGGCCGUGUACAAUCGGAUUGAUAUCCACUGAUACAUAAGUAGUCGCUAAUUUUAUAAUAAAGGGAAUUAUUUAGGUUUAUUACUGUAUAUUCUCUCAUAUAAUCUGACCCUACAAAUAGUAACAUGCCGUACGCACCCAUCACGGCAAAUGGUUGCGGAAGAUGUUUGGUGUGAUCAGAGUUGGGCCAAAUUUUUAGUGAAAUAAGAGUUGUGGCAAAAGGCUUCAACUGAAAUUUUCAAUGAAAAAUUUUGUUACCACUUACCAUAAUGAUGAAUAUAGUAAUAAAAUUAAAUUUUCUGAAUAUUCUAGGAAACAAAGCUUCAUUAAACUUUAUUUUGUGAAGUGGCGACACAAAAUUUGUAUUUUCAGUGCAAUACUAUAGCCUACUGCCAAAAGUGAUGAACAAUCUUUCGAAAUGUAAACCGUUAUUUCUUAACUUCGUUAUUUUUAAGAAUACACAUCUUUUGAUUACAACCUCUAUUACUUUUUCAAAUCAUUUGAUUUAAAUUUCCAAUUUCCCUUUUAUUUUGACAUAUGUUUGUUUUAUAUUCAUAUUAUUGCUAGUUUUUGUGUGUGUACUUGCUGGGUAUAACAACUGUGACACUAAGUCCUAGUACGAAUAAUUCGUAGUAAAUAUAUUUCAACAAAUUUUAUGUUAGAAUUUGUGUUAACUUUUUAUGUAGAACUGUUUCAAGUAAAUUCAUGACCCAAAACCUGAAAGCAGAUGAAAGAUUAUAUGCAACAUCUGAUGCACUAAUAUUUUAGAAUUCAAUUAUUCCUUGGCUACUCUAUCUAAGAACUGGAGUCUUAUCUAUCUGGUCCACUACAUAUUAUCUAUCAAGGAAUUUCCUUUUACAUUGAAAUUGCAGAGGUGGAAUUUCCCUAAUGUAAGAUGUCUGUUUUCUCAUGCUUGAAUUUUGUCUGAUGCUCUAGUUUUAUUUCUGACAUAUUGGUAUUUGUUUCAUAGCAUAAUAUUUUAUUAUUCAAGUUUCUAUUAGUUUAGCUCUGGGCAUGUUUACAGGAAUAAGAUUAAUGGAAUUUGUGUUAUAAGUUAUUGCUAUGUAUUUUGCACUUUUUUUGUUCUAUUCUGAGAGUGAGAUCAUCUUAGAAAAAAAUAUUUUAUGAAUAUUAUUGACCUUUAAUUAUAUAGCCUAUUAUAUAUUAUUAUAUUCUGUGUUGUCCAUGUUCUAUCUUUCAAACUUGCCUUAAUCAAGUGUUGCACAGUCAUAAACAACUAAAUUGACCAAUUUUUGUUGUACUUUCGAAUAUUGAUUUCAUAUUGAAAAUGGUUUAAGUGCAUGUCUUAUUCAUUGGUGUUUUUACUAUUUUACUCUGUCAAAGUGCUUUUUUUUGGUAUUCGCACGUUCUUUGGACAAAUGACAUUAGUAGGAGUUUUGAAUAAGUUGACCAUUUAAAUAUUCUGUUGUUUAAAUGUAAUACAGAUUUCAUUCUUGACUAAAGUAUAUACCCAAGUUACAGAGAUUUAUGAUGUUUUUAUAUUUAUUAAAGUGAUUUUUUAAAGUUUAUUGAUUUUAAAUAGAAGUUUAGAUCAUGUUAAUGAGCUAAAUUUUCUGUAGUUUGGGAUAUUGGUUUCUUUUUUGAAAUAAAAAGCACAUACUUUCCUGUUAUAAUUAAUAUUUGAUUAAAUGCCUUAUUAUUAUUCCACUCAUUUUUAAGUCACAUGAGUAGAAGUUAAUAAGGAAAACUUCUUGUAGUUGAAGCUAAAAGUUUUCUUUUUGCGUAAAGCAUACACCCAGGUUAUUAGGAUUUUUCUUGUUUCAUAUUAUAUGGCAUAGAAAAUCACUUGAAAUGAAUUCUUUUAUCGAGUAUUUUAUCCAGUUUGCUGGACUCGGCUGUUGUUUUCAAGUAAAACAUUGUCAUUAUUGUGACAUUUUUAUUUUAGUUCAUUGCUUUUAUUUCUGAAAUGUGUCUGUAGAAGCAUUCGAAACGCUAGCAAUAUUUAUAUUCUUUGCUUCUUGCCAUUAGUGCAUAUGCUUACAAAUGUUAUAGUAAAUACAUUAAUAAUUACAAUUUGGUUUAUAGUUUAUUUUUCAAUUCAAGUACACAAAUUUUGAUUCAUUCUAUCAAGUGUUGGAAUUUGUGAGAUAUAACCCCCUAUUACAGCUCCAACACAUAUUUUGCUUAUGGGUUAUGGAGAUGGCAUAUAUUAUAUGAACAUUUUUUAAUUGCAUAUUGCACUUUUGGUUAUCUUACUGUGCUUUCUACCAUCAUUUCAAAUUUGCUUUUGAAAUUUGUUAAAAUGUUGACAUUAAUUUUUAAAGGUAGGGUAAAAUAUUGGAGACCAAAUUCUGUUUAAUCAUUGGAAUUUUCAUAAAUCGUUGAAUUUGAUCUGGCAGCAGUAUUGAAAAUUUUUUUCUACAUUGUUUUUUUUCUUCACAUAUAUGGCAUAACUAUCUCUCUUUUCUCUCUCCCUUUAGUUAGUGAAUAAAGGUACUGUAGCAAGAAUCAAGUUGGUUAUAUUUAGUGGUACAAAUAGAUGAAUAACACUUUCACAAAUUUUAUUAUGUAACUUAGACUUUGCAGUUUUGAAAAAGUAAGACAUUUGGACCCUUAAUUAUUCUUUUUUGAAUUUUCACUUACCGUAAGUCUGUUCAGAGAAGAAUCCUUCAAUUUAACAGUACUGAACUAAUAUGGACGGCCACUUACACCAACCUAUGCUUUACUAUAUUAUACUUAUACAAUUGUGCCUUUUUAAUACAAGUUAGUAUAGUACUUAUACAAUAUACGUUGUUACAGCUGUGUUUAAUUUUAAAAUGUCAUACUUUAAUUAUUGUGAGGUGUAUUAUCAUAUAUUACAUAAAUAUUGUAUUUUCCAGCAGUAAGCAAACUUUUUGGCAUGAUUUUCUGGGGUCAACCCUUAUUGGGCGGUUCCCCUUUUUUGUUUUUUCCAGUGGUCAUCUUAUUAGUAUUGGACUAAAAAUAUCAGAAAAGGAGGUCAAUAAUGUGCUUUCACCGCAAAUUUUUCUGGGUUGGCAUUUCAUCCGGAAAAUACUGUAUUCCCUAUUAUACUAUAGAGAUAACACAAUUUACCUUGUCAGCCCACAUUUAAUAUUACACAGAUUGUCUUUAAAAAAACACGCUCUUUUUAAUAUAUGGUGUAUUGCAUUAUUUUUUAGA